ACAAAAUAUUUGACAGAUUUCAGUAUUAUUAUGGUCAUCCUAUACGCACAUUUGUAUUAUUUUCGAGUGUAAAGGCAAUUAAAUGUUACAAAAUUCUAGUAUUAGUGCGAAGUUUAUUAACCCGGGACGAAGCUGAAGAUUUCACAUGCUGAAUGUGUCGAAGUACAAGCACAUCGUUGUAAGUGAUAAAGGUGAUAAAUCGAAGUGUUUACCCUGUUUACCGUUGUCACUGAAUUGGUGAUUGAUCUUCUGUUGAGUUGGUUUGAUUCACACACACCCACAUAUAGAUGACUUAAAUGAAACAACGUGAAACCGAAUUUAUCGUAUCCAUUGCUAUCGAAAGCUGAACACCCCAAAAUGGACGAAUCAAGUGAUUCAGACGAUUCAGAAGUGAUAAAUUUUCAAGAUGCUACCGAUUCGGACGAACCAGACGAACCUCACAAUGAUGACUCAAAUGUGGAUAGCAGCAGCAGCAACAACAAAGAUCGAAUUGUGCGACAAAAAUAUGAAAUUCUGUCCACUAGUGGCUUAAUAAGUUACAUGAAAAACGACACACAGACAGUAGUUAAUAUUUUGCUUCUGAGCGAGCCCAUUGCAAGACUGUUGAUGAAUCAUUUUAAAUGGAAUGUCGAGAAUUUGAUGAAUGACUAUUACGCUGCACCCAGUUUGGAUGUGUUUUUCGAGUCAUUUGGUAUCGGUAAUCCGGAAUCACUCACAUAUACCGUCGCUGAUCCAAUCAUUGAAUGCGGAAUUUGCCUUCUACCAUUUACGGAAGUCAGAGCGAUGAGUUUUGUGUGUGGACAUCAAUUUUGUGACACUUGUUGUUGUCGAUAUUUUGAGGAGAAAAUCCUGAAUGAUGGUGAAGCCAACAAGAUCCGAUGUCCGCACUCCAGUUGCAAAAUGUUAAUCGAUGAUGACACGGUAUUGAAUUUGAUAUCUAAGAACGCAAGACAGCGCUGGGAAACACUGAUUGCCCACACCUUCGUUAUAUCACAUCCGUUAAUGCGGUACUGUCGUUCCGAAGACUGUGAAUAUGCGGUUAAAGUAAAGGUGGUGGAACCCAUUCAAGUGAUAUGUAAAUGCGGCUACGAGUCGUGUCUUGAAUGCGGCGAGGUGUGGCACGAUUCCGUUACAUGUGCCCGGCUCAAAAAAUGGAUCGAAAUCAUAUUGGUAGAUGUGGAAAGCGCCAAGUGGAUGAAGGAACAUGCAAAACAAUGUCCGAACUGUAAGAUAAAUAUUGAGAAGAAUGGAGGCUGUAAUCAUAUGUCCUGCAGAUCGUGUCACCAUGAGUUUUGUUGGGUGUGUUUGCGGAAUUGGCGUGAACAUGGAUCGUGUAACCAGUAUCAGGAAGACGGCAGUAAUUUGACUGAGAGACUGAUACAUUACAGCGUGCGAUACAAUAAUCACAUACGGUCAGUACAACUGGAGCGCGGAUUGUAUAAUUCAGUGGAAAGUCGAAUGAAAAACUUGCAAGGAACUGAAGGUCUGACGCGGAACGAGGUAAUCUUCUUGAAACGUGCCAGCGAAAGUCUGCGACGAUCGAGACAAAUGCUGAUCAGCACUUAUGUGUUUGCAUUCUAUUCGAAGCGAUGCAAUCAACUGGCGAUCUUCGAGGACAAUCAACGUGAUUUGGAACUUGCGACUGAAGAUUUGUCAUGGUUCCUCGAACAGGAAAUCACCAACGAAAGUAUUGUCACAAUAAAACAAAAACUCCAGGAGAAAUCUACGUAUUGCGACCAUCGUCGCAGUGUAUUAUUGGGACAUAUUCAGGAAGGAUACGAUAACAGAUAUUGGGAGCUGGAAGACUUGUUAUGAAUUUAGUGAAAUCCUUUAUUUUUCUAUGUAAAGAAAACUUGUUGAAUAAAUAAGCA
This is a messenger RNA of Bradysia coprophila, 1871 nucleotides long. Its product is annotated as E3 ubiquitin-protein ligase ariadne-1 pseudogene. NCBI's taxonomy places the organism in Eukaryota, Metazoa, Arthropoda, Insecta, Diptera, Sciaridae. The record is from RefSeq and is a predicted model, not a curated record.